CUCUUAUUGUGCUUAUCCGGCUCGUGCGCUUUCGUCGUCGAGAUGUAAAAAUAUGCUGUGAAGAGGGUCCUAAGCUGGUGAAUAUUCUUGAUAAUGCCGGGACGAGGUGCUGGUCGCGCCCGCGCUGCUCCAGCCUGGGGUGGCGCCGGCCAGCCAGCGGUGGGGCGGGGCAAGCCAGCAGCUGGGCGGGGCAAGCCGCCGGUAGGUCGUGGCAAGCCUGGCGCCGCGGCGCCGGAGGUCAGUCAGGCGCAGACGGAGCGGCGGUUCGCCGAGGCGUGCGCCGAGAUCCGGGCCGCCUCCGAGAAGCACGUGGCGCAGUACGAGCUCUCCGACUCGGAGGAGGAGUGGGACGACGUGGACGAUGACACCCGGGACCGCAUUCUGGGCAAAGUCUGCAAUCAGUUUACUGGGAAAGACGCGCUGGGAAACACGUCCGAGUAUCUGCAGCGGGCCCUGAACGCUGACGCCAGCACGUGCCUCAUCUGUAUCGGCACUGUCAAGCGCGCAGACGCGGUGUGGUGCUGCUCCGGGUGCUACGUGGGCUUUCACCUGGCGUGCGUGCAGACGUGGGCCCGGGACAGCCUCAGUCAGCAGGAGCUCCGCCUGGAGGACGGCGACGCCAAGGCCGCCCAGCUGGAUUGGAAAUGCCCCAACUGCCGGUGCUCGUACGGCCGCGCGGAGAUCCCGAGCCGCUACCUCUGCUACUGCGGCAAGCAGGUCAACCCGCCGCUGGACCCGUGGCUGCUGCCGCACGCCUGCGAACAGCGCUGCGAGCGGCCGCUGCGGCCCGACUGCGGCCACACCUGCCUGCUCCACUGCCACCCGGGUCCAUGUCCACCGUGCCCGGUGACCGUGAAGACGCGCUGCUACUGCGGCGCGUCCGGCCCCGACACGCGACGGUGCGGCAGCAAGGCCUGGUCCUGCCGCAAGCCCUGUAACAAGACGCUCGACUGCAACACGCAUCGCUGUCCGGAGCCCUGCCACCCGGGCGCCUGUCCAGCCUGUCCGCAGACCAGCCGGCAGCCCUGCAACUGCGGCAGUCAGGCCCAGCUGCGGCCCUGCGCCAGCCCCCGCUGGCAGUGCGAUAAGGUGUGCGGUCGGCCGCUCUCCUGCGGUCACCACCGAUGCGACGCCGUCUGCCACGCCGGCGCCUGCGGGCCGUGUCCGCGCGCCGACCGCCGUCGCUGCCCGUGCGGCCGCACGGAGGUGCAGCAGCCCUGCCACGAGGAGGUGGCCACGUGCGGCGACACAUGCGACAAGUGGCUGGCGUGCGGCGUGCACCGGUGUGCCGACCGCUGUCAUGCCGGCGCCUGCCGACGGUGUCUGCAACUGCGCGUAAAACGUUGCCGCUGCGGCAGGAAGGAGAAAGAGAUGGUGUGCGACAAGGAGUUCACCUGCGAGAACAAGUGCAAGCGACUUAAGGAUUGCGGCAAGCACACCUGCAACAGGAAGUGCUGCACGGGCGACUGCCCGGCGUGCGAGCUCACCUGCGGCAAGACGCUGCCGUGCCGCCAGCACAAGUGCUCGUCGCCAUGCCACACGGGGCCGUGCUACCCGUGCCCGCUGACGGCCGAGCUGCGCUGCCCGUGCGGCGGCGCGCGCCUGACGGUGCCCUGCGGCCGGGAGCGGGGCGCGCGGCCGCCGCGCUGCCGGCGGCCCUGCCGCGCGCCGCCCGACUGCCACCACCCGGCCCGGCAGCCGCACGCCUGCCACGAGGGCGCCUGUCCGCCGUGCACGCUCGAGUGCGGCCGCGAGCUGGGCGUGACGCGACGCUUCGUCAGCGCCAAGAAGGCGGCCACGCCCUGGGAGAAGCCGCAGGAGCAGCUGGUCACCGUCAGCCUGCCGUGUCCAGCCUGCCAGGCGCCGGUGCUGGUGCCCUGUCUGGGCGAGCACGCCCAGUACCCGAUGCCGUGCGAUGUGGCGCGGCCGGCGCCGUGCGGCAGGCCCUGCGGCCGCCGCCUGGCCUGCGGCAACCACAGCUGCCAGCAGCCCGUGGGCCUGCUGCACGUGCGCUGCCACGAGCUGACCGAGGCGACGGCCGAACAGACGGAGCGCCUGCUCUCCUGCGGCAAUACCUGCCCCAAACUGGUGAGACGUGGCCCGAGCUAG
Messenger RNA from Pollicipes pollicipes, 2109 nucleotides. RefSeq names its product NF-X1-type zinc finger protein NFXL1. Gene Ontology annotation, cellular component: nucleus. The coding region runs from base 94 to 2109 and encodes 671 amino acids. NCBI's taxonomy places the organism in Eukaryota, Metazoa, Arthropoda, Thecostraca, Pollicipedomorpha, Pollicipedidae. Gene Ontology annotation, biological process: regulation of DNA-templated transcription. Gene Ontology annotation, molecular function: RNA polymerase II transcription regulatory region sequence-specific DNA binding; zinc ion binding; DNA-binding transcription factor activity, RNA polymerase II-specific. The transcript has 13 exons. The record is from RefSeq and is a predicted model, not a curated record.